Messenger RNA from Chanos chanos (milkfish), 1590 nucleotides. RefSeq names its product nuclear factor of kappa light polypeptide gene enhancer in B-cells inhibitor, delta (gene nfkbid). Lineage: Eukaryota; Metazoa; Chordata; Actinopteri; Gonorynchiformes; Chanidae. Gene Ontology annotation, biological process: regulation of gene expression. The transcript has 11 exons. Gene Ontology annotation, molecular function: protein binding. The record is from RefSeq and is a predicted model, not a curated record. Gene Ontology annotation, cellular component: nucleus. The coding region runs from base 1 to 1590 and encodes 529 amino acids.
AUGAAGAACAAAACCUCAAUCUGCCUACAUAUCGGGGCAGAGGUACUUCAUGCACUCAACCCAGAUGAGGCCUCUCUGAUUACUCGGGUGUCUGAGUAUGCGUCACUUGAACAAAGCAGGAAGAAGUGUGGUUUUGCAUUGAGCGUAACGGAGACACCAAAGGAGAAGUCGUGUUACACUCUCCCCACAGUGAAGAAACUCCUGGAGCAGAAGAGAAAGAGAGAGACCUCCUCAGCAUCCCCCUCUUGCUCUGCAACCCCCCCUACUACUGCCGCCCCUGUGGCCAACCCCGUAAUCAGUGAGAUGUCAGUAUCUGUCCCACUAGGUGCUACAAGCAGUUACUCAGAUAUGGGAGCUGUAGGAUAUGACAGAUGGGAUAUUCCAAGCAUGGCUCCCUCAAACCUACAGCCAUGUGGACCGUUUUCCCCCUUUGGGACGAAUUUCAUAUCCAGUCCUUCCACGUCAGUAAACUUCAGCCAGAGUCCUUUACCUAACCAGCCCAUGCCAUCCAGCUACAGCCCUCAGCAGCUGCAGGACUGCCAGGACAACCAGCUACCGCAACAUUACACCCCAGACUGUCCCGUGACUGCAGCCAUGCCUGUCAUGACACAUGCCAUGCCCAUUCCAACCUCUAGCUAUGACUGGACCUGUAACCAGGAGUACAGGAGCCCGAUCGACACAGCCAAACUGGAAGAAGCCCGUUUAUUUCUCCAGAGCAUGGACUACAACAGAACAACUUGGCAGGAUGAUGAUGGAGACACGAUUCUGCACAUCUACACUGCCAAAGGACUACGGGAGUAUGCAUUUGCUGCUGCAGAGAAACUGCACAGACUGGGAAGCUUAGACUCAAAGGAGCACAAGGGAAAGACUGCCUUGCUAGUAGCAGUAACAGCAAACCAGCCAGAAAUUGUCCAGGACCUGCUGUCGUUUGGAGCUGACAUUAAUGCCUGUGAUGUCAAAGGUCAGACUGCUCUCCACCUGGCUGCCACUUAUGGUUUUCCACGAGUGAUGGAGGUAAUUCUCUCAAUGGGACUCAGAGUAGACCUGGAGGCUCGUAAUUUUGAAGGUCUGACUCCCUUGCACUGUGUGGUAAUCUCUCACAGUGCCACAGUUAAAGCACUGGCUGCUGCUGCCUCUUCCACAUGGCAUGGCCCUGGCAAUCUACAGACUCAGGCUGAGGACAAACUUUCCUGCUUACAGCUUCUGCUGAAUGCUGGAGCUUCCCUGCUUAGUCAGGAAAUCAAAAGCAACAAGACUGCUCUUCACCUAGCUGUGAAGGAGGGGAAUAUCCAACUGGUUCGAUAUCUCUUGAGCAUCCAACUACCUGACAUGCAAUCUUUUGUCAACAUGAAGGCUCACGGGCACACCGCCUUGCAUAUGGCAGCUGGUCUCCAUGGCAACCCGCACCAGGAGGAGCUGAUCAGGCUGCUGCUGAGCCGAGGUGCUGACCCCAGCAUCCGCAACCUGGAGAACGACCAACCCGCGCACCUGUUGCAGAGCGGAGAGCGCGGAGAGCAGCUCAAGCUCAUCUUGAAGAAAAGAAGUACUUCGUCUCGACGACGAAUCAUGUCCUUACAGGACCAAGAGUGA